Molecule: messenger RNA, 2586 nt
Organism: Punica granatum (pomegranate)
Lineage: Eukaryota; Viridiplantae; Streptophyta; Magnoliopsida; Myrtales; Lythraceae
Source: RefSeq, a predicted model, not a curated record
AGUACGAGUAGUGAUACAAUAAGUAUCGAACUCGAAAUAUCUAAAUUACCAUACGAUAACGUGUGUUAUUGCGCUACACUUUUUUUUCCUCUUUAUUUUUCUGGGGCCAAGUUUGUGAGGAAGCUGAUACUACCAAAGUCCUAAACAUAAACCAAAUCACCUCUCUUUAGUCUUUCUCUGUGACAACAUCAAAACGUACAUAAAAACUCUUCUAUGAUCUCUUUUGGGUCAUCGAAAGAGGACGGUGAGCAGAGACUUUGUUACGACUGACGAGCGAGAAUAUGGUGGGUUCAAAGAUCAGCUUGAAGAAGAAAAUCGCGGACGGCAGGCAGCAAAAACCCGAGCACACGCCCGACCUCACAGACUUCAUGAACGACAUGUUCUUUGGGACCAUGAAGACCGACAAGACAGCCUAUAACUUGACGGGCCGCGAAGGCGACGAGGAAGUUGACGAGGAGGAUGAUUUCGAGAGCAGUACGAGGAGCAACAGCAGCAGCAGGCAAACGCAGGAGUGGCUCGAGCAAGCUAGGCGGAUGGUGGCGGCGUCGCCUGCCCGGUGCGACUCGCCUUCCCCGCUUGUAGGGUCACCUCGGUUUGCAGCAGCGGCCCAGGGCAGGCUCUCACUUUCCUCCCAGCUGGACCGGAGGGAUCCGCUCUCUAGGUCUGCCAGAAGGCACAGAGCACUGGACGGCUUUAGCGGCGAAAUCCUGACAAAAUCGGCGAAGCAUAGCCGCAAUAGAUCCGAGACGCUGGACAUAGGAGGUCCGGACUCUCCCACCGGCGAAUCCCCUGCUUCGGCGGUCCAGAAAUGGUUCUCCAACAUGCUCAAACCACCCAACGCCACGUCGGCAGAGGACCCCACCGUAGCCCCCCACAUCAGCGAACAACCCCAACCACCUCAGCGCAUGCCACCUCGGCUGUCGACCCACAGCCGCAGGUCCCGCUUCCAAAGCCACCCCGCCGUGACGCAGCCGCAGGGGAUCCCUCCCCCUCCGCGCCGCAAUUUUAAGACAUCAGCGCAGGCGCAGGACGGCCAGCAGCAGCUGCUGUCCCCGCCGAGGAAUCUCGUCGAGUCCGUUCACCGGCGGUCGAUCUCGUCAGCAACAUGCUUCGCCCCCGACGACAGGGUCCUCUCCCCCCUGAGGAGCAUCGUGGAAUCGGCCCACCGGAGGUCGAUCUCGUCGUCCACGUGCUCGCUGGAGAAGAUUGCCCCGCCGAAGGACAACGGCAAUGGGUUGGCUAGGGAAGGUGAGGGGGAGAGGGGUCUGAAUCCGGUCAGCGUGAAUAAGUUCCUGAAGGAACAGAGGGGCAAGAUCGAGAAGCUGUUGGACGGACAGAUCGAUGCUAGGCCCAAGAUUGUCUUGUCUGGACCUUCAAACAGUACGAGUUCUAUGGUAGCUGCAAUAUGUUACGCGUGGCUGUUGGAAAACCGGGUGAGCAAAAACAGGGGAAAUGGUGAUGAAGAUGGGGGAAAUGUGGUGGUGCCCGUGAUGAAUUUCAAGAGGUCAAGGAUGUGGAAACAUAGGCAGGCUGCUUGGCUCUUCCAUCACGUGGGUUUAGACCCAUCCUCAGUUCUCUUUGCUGAUGAGGUAGAUUUGGAGAGUCUAAUGAUGGCUGGGAGGUUGAACAUACUCGUGGUCGGUCAAGACGUUCUUAAAACCAACAACGAGGUUGGGUCUCAAUGCACAAUCCUUACGGACAACUAUUGUGAAGAAGCCUAUGAUCUUCUUCAAACUGCUUUACUGAAGAAACUUUUGCUUGCCGGAAUACUUUUAGACACACAAAAUCUAAGUGCAAGUGCUGAGCUAUCUAAAACUAGAGAUGCAGAAGCAGUACAGUUGCUGCUAGUCGGCUCAGCCCCCAAUUACAGAAACGCUCUCUUUGAUCAGUUGAUGCAAGAUCAACGGGAUGGUGCCUUUAUUGAAGUUUUGCGUCAGAGCUAUGGGAAGCCUCUUAGCGAGAAUUUUCUGGAUGGGGGGGCACUUGCAGAGCACAGAGUUCCGGACAGAAAGUCCACUUCUGCCCUUUACCAUGAACCGGCAACGAGAGGUCCAAAUACAAAGUCUAAUGAUGCCACAAAUGGGAUGCCUCACAAGGUUUCCCCAAGACCAGAUAAUAAAGAGAAUACAACUCCUGCUCAAGCUCCAGCAAAGGCAUCAGCUGAAUCGGCACCGGAUGCUGGCCGAGGGAAGAACAAGUUCUUUCUCGCCAAGUGGUUUGGGUUCGGUUCGAAAUGAAGAUGAGAGGUUUGCUUCAGUUUAUUGAUUGUAAUUUAUUUGUUGCCUUCAGAAAGGUCUCUGAAAUUUCAGAUAAGACAUACAUGUCGAGAUUUCUAUAGUUAGUGGUGGGUCCAGUGAUACUCGUUUGGCUAUUUUUUGGUAUUAUCUCUUCAUUGUCCUCACUUUUAGAUGUCAGGGGUGCCAGAGAUAGUUCCAUAGUUGAUAAGAGUGAGCGAUGCUGGCACCUUGUGGUAUUCUCCAUGUUUGUGUCUAUUACGUUGCAGAACUUGUGUGCCAUUGAUAUGAUCUGCCAUUUUGUACUGUUGAGACAUGCAAUUUAACGUGAUUUAUUCCUCAUUUCAUUGUU